AAUAAAGUGAAUUCAGUGUAUACGAAUAAAAUUAAAACUGCGUAGUUGACAGCUUAUUCUCUUUACCCUUUAAAAUACAACUGAAGAUUAAAUGUGGAUAAUCUUACUAUUUUAAUCAAACAAGAAAAGGACUUUGCUUUCUGCGUAAUAUAAACGUCAAUCAUGUCAGUCCGCACAAGUCACUGCGGCGAUUCCAGGAGAAAAUGAAUUUAAUCGAGACAAUAUAAAGUGCCACCCCUACUGUCUAUGUUUCCAUUUCUUUUAUACUUGUCCUUGCCAAAGAAAAGCUUUCAGGGUUGACGUCAUGAUCUUAUUCAAGAUAAGCCGCUAUGUUUAUUGCAGCUUCAGUGAAUGAUUUACGCACGGGAUAUAAAGAGCGGCACCAGACGACACUGGAAGUCCUGAUUUUGGGACUAGUAGCAAAGUUUGAGGGGAAAAAAGUUAUGAUCCGUUCACGUUCAGCAAGCGCUGAUUUUCUAGAAGUUAUUUCUUCAGAGAUAACAGCAAUGUUUGAUAACCACACGUUUCGAUGAGGUCUGUGAAGGCAUUUUAUUAAAGAAAAAAAGAAAGGAUAGUUUACGGAAGGGAGACACUUACCAGUAAAGAGAACAUAACGCAAUUGAAGAUAUUCCAUGGGUUUAUAGAAAUGAAGACAUGAAUAUAAAUGACCAUGACAGAAAGUUAAAAGAACCCAACAUGGGUUUGCCAAGUGUAGACUUGCUGGUAAGGCUACAGAUUUUGCCAGGUUUCUUCUCCAAUUGCCUGUUCCUGGCGCUGUAUGACUCAGUGGUCCUGUUGAAGCGGGUGGUGUCACUCCUGAGCUGUUCUGGUGCUGGUGGUGAAUGGCAGCGCAUGUUAACGUCAGCUGGGCUGCGGUCUGUGUGGAACAGUUUUCUUCUAGAUGCGUAUAAACAGGUGAAGCUGGGUGGUGAUGCACCCAAUUCCAAGGUGGUCAGAGUAUCGGGUGCAAGCAGCAGAAGGAAAAGCUUUAGUGGCAAGAGCGGAAUGGAGUGCCGACUGCUGGAUUUUGAGUCUUCCGACCGUCCUUUGGUUGUCAACUUUGGCUCUGCCACCUGACCCCCAUUCAUCAGCCACCUGCCUGCGUUUAGGCAGCUGGUUGAAGAGUUCUCUGAUGUGGCUGACUUCCUGUUAGUCUAUAUCGAUGAGGCUCACCCGACAGAUGGCUGGGCAGUUCCAGGGAUGGGGUUCGAUUCUUUUGAGGUAAGGAAGCACAGGACCCUGGAAGAGCGUUGCCUGGCUGCCUACAAUCUGCUGGAACGCUUCUCUUUACCACCUCAGUGCCAAUUGGUGGCAGACUGCAUGGACAACAACACUAAUGUGGCUUAUGGCGUCUCAUUUGAAAGAGUGUGCAUUGUGCAUAAACAGAAAAUUGCCUAUCUGGGUGGGAAAGGACCAUUUUUUUACAGUCUUAAAAAAGUAAGGCAUUGGCUUGAGCAGAACUAUGGGAAGCGAUAAAAAAAAAAAAAAGACAUUUCUUCUAGACACAAAAGCAAAAAAAAAAAAAAAAAAAAAGGAGAAAAAGGAAAUGAGUAAAUGUAAAACCCAGAAGAAAAUGUGUUCAGAAGGUUCAAACCAAACACUUCUCAGAACUUAAGUGCUGUAAACUGACAAUAUCAGUUACUAUUUAACAGGAACUGGCUGAUUUAAAUAGGAAUGAACUAGUGGAACCGAUUACAAUGUUUAAAUAAUAAUAAACAAAAAAAUACUGUAAAAUUUAAAAAGCAAUAAAGCAAAGCACACCAAAUAGUCAAUUUAAAUGUUUUGAUAACAACAACAACAAAUAUUUUUGAACAAAAACAGAAUUUAGAGCGUUUGAAACCAACUUUUAUAAGUUUAAU
Molecule: messenger RNA, 1859 nt
Organism: Polyodon spathula (Mississippi paddlefish)
Lineage: Eukaryota; Metazoa; Chordata; Actinopteri; Acipenseriformes; Polyodontidae
Product: type II iodothyronine deiodinase-like
Exons: 2
Molecular function (GO): thyroxine 5'-deiodinase activity
Source: RefSeq, a predicted model, not a curated record